AUGGGUGGUGCUGGUAAUUAUAUUUCAUCUCAUGCUAGAGGUGGUGACAACACUUUUGCAGCAAAAGAAAUUUCACCAUAUUUAAUAUCUUUGAAGAAUAUAUGUCCACCUAUUGAGAAGAAUGAAACCACAAAGAGAAAAAAUUUAUAUGUGGCCAGUGAUAUUAAUAGAGAAUAUGAAUCCAUGAAAGUGUUUCUGGAUAAAUUUCCUUGUCUAAAAAUGCUUUCUGAUUUCGAAGAUCAGCUUGAACCUUAUGAAAGUCUCAUAAACCCUGUAGAUAAUAAAGUAAUGAGUCACUUUUUAAUACCUUUAACUGAUCUUAUGGUAGCUGCUAAUGGCUAUGAUGUAUUUACAAUUGAUAUCAGUACUUAUGGUAUUUAUUUAAAAAGAUAG
Molecule: messenger RNA, 393 nt
Organism: Entrophospora sp. SA101
Lineage: Eukaryota; Fungi; Glomeromycota; Glomeromycetes; Entrophosporales; Entrophosporaceae
Source: the annotation of a GenBank genome assembly